UGGCGUCGGGAGGCGGCUAACUGAGGGCAAAGGCUGCACAUCCUCCAAACCCGUUUUAGUUAGACGUUUUUGCACUAAAUAACAGAUCAUAUUUGUUUGCCACGAUCUCAAGAUGGAGUCCGCCCCUUUUCCAGCGGAGGUGUCGGAGAGAAAAGUGUGUGUUGUCGGGUCGGAGCUGGUGGAAAACUACACUGUUUACAUCAUCGAGGUGAUGGAUGGAGAGCACAGAUGGACUGUGAAGCACCGCUACAGUGACUUCCACGACCUCCACGAGAAGCUGACUGCAGAGAAGAAGGUUGACCGACGGCUGCUUCCUCCUAAGAAAAUUUUAGGAAAGAACUCGAAGAGCUUGGUGGAGCGGCGGCAGAAGGAGCUGGAGCUCUACCUGCAGACGCUGCUGCAGCAGUUCCCACAGGCCACGCCCUCGUCGCUCGCCUGCUUCCUACACUUUCACCUCUAUGAAAUUAACGGCAUCACAGCAGCACUGGCUGAGGAGUUGUUCCAUAAAGGUGAGCAGUUGCUGCAGGUUGGCGAGGUGUUUUCUCUGCGCCCUCUGCAGCUUUACUCCGUCUCCCAGCAGCUCCGUCUGGCCAAACCGACCUGCUGUAACGGAGAUGCCAAAACCGACCUUGGGCACAUCCUCGACUUCACCUGCAGGCUGCGAUACCUCAAGAUCUCUGGCACCAGAGGUCCAGUAGGAACCAGUAACAUCCUGGAGAGCAGUCUCCCCUUCGACCUGUCUGUUUUCAAAUCAUUGCUGCAAAUUGAGGUCAGUGAGUGCAACUCUCAGCAGAUUCAAGGUUUGUCAUCUCUGAGGUCGAGUCUGGCGACCAUGAGUAUCCACCGCUCCACAGAAACCAUGAUGUCGGUCCUUGUCCCAGAGGCGAGCGAGUUCUCACAGUGGGAACCCGAGGGGGCGGAGUCUGGCUGUCCUGUCACCGCCGUCAUUCCCACGUGGAAAAACCUGACCACGCUGGACAUGAGCCACAACUGCAUCAGCACCAUCGACAGCUCAGUGAAACUGAUUCGUAAGGUGGAGUUUCUGGAUCUGAGUUACAACCAGCUGUCCUCGGUGGAAAACCUCCAGCACCUGUACAACCUGGUCCACGUGGAUCUGUCCUAUAACAGCCUGCGGGUCCUUGAAGCUGCUCACACCCGUCUGGGCAACAUAAAAACCCUUCGCCUGGCUGGCAACCAGCUGGACCGACUGACCGGCCUCACCAAGCUCUACUCUCUGGUCAACCUGGACCUCAGCCACAACCAGCUGGCCCAGUUGGAGGAGAUCAGGAACAUCGGCUCGCUGCCCUGUCUGGAGAAACUCAACCUGUCCAGUAACCCCAUGUGCAUCAUCCCAGACUACAGAACCAAAGUCCUGGCCCAGUUUGGAGACCGCGCAGCAGAGGUUUGUCUCGACAGUAAAGUGACGACAGAGAAGGAGCUGGACACAGUGGAAGUGUUGAAAGCCAUUCAGAAAGCCAAAGAAGUCAAAGACAGGAUGAGCAGCAGCGACAAGAAGAUCAGUGAGGAGACCAGGUUGUCUACUGCUGCACCUCCUCACCUCUCCUCCUCCUCCUCCUCUCCCCCCUCCUCCUCCUCCUGCUGCUCCUCUGCUGUUGCUCCUCCCGCUGUCACCACCACCUCCUCCUCCUCCUCCUCCUCCUCCUCCUCCUCUUCCUCCUCUUCCUCUUCCUCCUCUUCUUGUCCGGCCCAGCAGGCUACCUGCCCCAGCCAAGAAGUGAUGAGCAGAGAAGAAGCCGCAGUUCCCCCCAGUGUUCUCCCUCCUGUGGACGCUGCACCUCCCCCUGAAAGCUUUAACACCAACACACACCUCCUGUCUGCUGAACCCACCCAGAGACAACAACCUGCUGUCAAUAUGUCUGAACAAACACAAUGUGGAGCUCCCACAAGUAUUACUACCACUACAACUACUACUACUACUACUACUACUACUACUACGGCCACGACUGUCUGUUGUGUCUGCUCCUCUUCCUCCUCCCGACCAGUUGAAACCAGCUGUUUGACGUGCAGCGCCACCUGGUGUCCUCUGCUUCCUUCUCACCUGCUCUCCCUCUCCUCCUCUAACAAUGACUUCGUUACUCAGCUCUCCCAGUGUCUCAGUGCCACCUGGAGGGAGCAGAAAAAGAAAAAGCAGGAAGAGGAGGGAAAGGAGGAGAGGGAAGAGGAGAAGAGGUCUGAAUCCAGAGAGGUUCAGUUCCGUGUGGAGGGCACCGAGGUCGGCAGUCCCAGUCCGGGCUCCAGGGACGGAUACUUUGAGAUGGGACUGGAUGACACGGUGGAGGAGUCGGUCUGCUCCUCCUCUACGUCACUCGCUGCUCCUCCUGCAGAGGAGCUUGGUGGCCACCAAGGAGAACUGUCUGAGGAGGAGGAGGUGCACGUCAGCAGGGUGCUGUGGUGCUACUGCCUUCAGGUAGAAGAGAAGGUGGAGCAGAAGGAGAUGUGCCUGGUGCUGACAGACCACCUGUUGGGGCUGCUGUACCUGUCAGAUGAUUUCACACGGACCAAUCAGGACGCAGACCAGGAGCAGAGUCCGCCUGUGAGGGAGGUGCUGUCAGGCCUGCAGAUGGACCUCCUGCUGCCUUACUCUCAGCUCCUGCUGUCAUCCCGAGGCGAGCUCCCUGACUGCUGCCUCGCCUUCGGGCUCCAGUCUGGUCCAACCCGCUGGUACAUCUUCUCCGAGGCAGAGGAGCUCCGGCAGACCAGGGCUGAGCUGACGGCGCUGAUCCAGGCAGCAGAUUCUCAUACCGCCCCCAAGGCCUCAGACACUCCUCAGCUCCUCCCCCGUUCACUCAUCAACUCCUGGGAGCUGGAGGAGAGCCAGGGGGCCCAGGGAGGCUACCCUGCCCACCUCCUCCCCUCCUUCUCCUCCUCCUCCUCCUCCUCCUCCUCCUCCUCUUCCUCUGCCCCAGACCCCCACCCUCUCCUGUUAGACAUCUUAUCCCAGAAAGAAGAACCCCGCCUCCCUCCUCUCCUCUUCCUCACCCACCGACACCUCUGGGUGCUGAAGAUGGACUUCAGAGAGCUGGCUGAAAGAGAGAGGAGCAACGCUGACCUUCAUCUCACCUCCUCCUCCUGGUGCAGGCUGGUCCGCGUGCCCCUCGGCUCCGUGGUGCUUCACCCCAGGGAGAGAGCUCCUCAGGUCGGGGACAGAUCCAGUCACACCUCCUGCCCUGGAGCAAAUCACCACCACAGGAGGAGUCACGCUGUGGAGCUGCUGCUGGGAAAUCAGAGGCUGCUGCUGCUCUUCCCUCUGGCCCAGGACAGGAGCUGCUUUUUGGUGGAGCUGAGCCAACGGAGAGCGUCCCUGGAGGGGCUGAAGAUGUUGGUCCUGCCCAAACCCUGCAGGCCCUGUCCACACCAAGGAGAACAUACACAAGAGCGUUGCAGAUCCAGAGACCAGUGCUGUUGUACCAGUACCAGGAAAGCACACAACUCCAGCAGCUGGGACUCUUCCCGUCUCCAGCUGGAAGAGAACCAGCCGUCCCCCCACCUAAUCCCGGGUCUCUCCCCAGGACUGAAGCUCCUGGCUGGGUUCGGAGGAGAGCAGCUGUUGGCCUUCUUCCACAGAUACAUAGCGCUGUCUGAGGCGGAGGAGGUGAGACAGGUCUUGUGGCUGUCUGUGGUUCUCUACAAGUCUCCGGAGGCUGAGCUCACCUGCUGUCUGCUGCUCUCCACUGAUACAAUCUACUUCUUGCUGGAGGACUCCGCCUCCACACUCGGCCAUCACACAGUGUUGGAGAUAACAGACUCUGGAGAUCCAGACGUCUGUCAGUGCUACUGUCUCUCCAUCAGACUGUCUGAGCUGCUGUCCGUCAACGUGGGACUGUUCGACCAGUACUUCAGGGUCGUAGGCCGUUCGGCCGACCACAUCGUGUGCUGUCUCAGCAGGGACAGUUAUGGGACGGGCGUCUUUCUUCAGGAGCUGAUGUCAGCUCUCAGUCUGCAGCAGCAGCUUCCUCCUCCAGAGCCGUCAGAUCAGGACUUCUACUCCCAGUUCACCAACACAAACACAGGUAAGAUGCAGAACUACGAGCUGGUCCACAGCAGCAGGGUGAAGUUUAUUUAUCCCAGUGAGGAGGAGAUGGGAGACCUGACCUUCAUCGUGGCAGAGAGGAAGACUCCGGCCAGCGCAGCGUCUUCAUCAUCACGCUCCUUUAAUGUCCUGCUGUACCUGCUGGUUUUCCAGGUCCAGAUCCCGAGCCAAGGCUCUGCCCUCUCAGGCCCCUCCUCCUCCACCUCAGCCCCGUCUCCUGUGCUCCAGCCCAGGACCCUGAUCCUGACCAGCACCGAUGUGUUCCUACUGGACGAGGACUACAUCAGCUAUCCUCUGCCCGACUUUGCCAAAGAACCUCCCUCCAGGGAGCGGUACCAGCUGCGUGAAGCUCGGAGGAUCCGGGACCUGGACCGGGUCCUGUUGGGCUAUCAGACGUACCCUCAGGCUCUUACCCUGGUGUUCGAUGACCUGCCCGGCCCUGACCUGCUCUGUCACCUCACCAUGGACCACUUUGCCGCCGGAGGGGAGGAAGUCCUGCCCAGAGGCGGUGGAGCCAGCGGGGGCGCAGAGGGUGAGGUCCAGUGGUGUGUCUUCGUCCCGGGAGCCGACAGCAGAGAGAGGUUGAUCUCACUCCUCGCUCGCCAGUGGGAGGCGCUGUGCAGCCGGGAGCUUCCUGUGGAACUCACCGGCUGAUUGGUUGACAGGGAAUGACGGAGAGACGGGUGACUUUUCAGCCCCUCUUUGGUUGGUGGGAGCUGACUGGCGGGUGGAGUCAUCAUUUGACUGGGAUAAUUUACACAUGGAUUCAGAGCUGGAUUAGUUUAAAGGCUUCAGUAUGCUUCAAACGAAGGCUUCAGUCAGCACACGUGAUUAAAGUUCAGCCAGGUUCAGCUUUUAUUGAUGAAGUUUCUGUUCGGCAUCCUCACUUAAUAAGAUCUUCACUUCAAGCGUGAACUAGUUCAUAUGUCGACACAUGAAGUCGAGGUGUCUUUAGUCUCAGCAUCAUGAAUCAUUCAAACGGAGAUAAAGUCACUCUUUUUCAGACAGUGUCUCCACGAAGACAUUCAUAAUGACAGAAGUUACAACCUCACCUACUGUCCACACACCUGGACAGUCACUGCGUAACGUGGGUGCAAUAGUGAAUUGGUUAAAGUUAUAAAAAUGUGUCUUGAUGUGGUGGGAGGUAGUUUCAGAUGCUGUUGGACGAUCCAACAAGCACUUUGUUUGAAGCAUACUGACACUUUUAGGUUUACUUCUUAAAGCUCGGAGGGGACGUGGCUCUGCUCACACGCUCUUUGGUGAGCAGGACCCAGUGGACACCAGACUGCCAUUACAGACAGUCGGAGGGACCUGUGACCUCACAAGAAACUGAAAUAAUGGGAUUUCUUGGCACAACCUCACCUUGCAAAGUGUUGCAGAUUUACUUAUUCAUUGGUUGACUUGAUUGACAGACAGACAGACACACUGGUAUUGCACAGCAGGGGGCGCUGCAGACAGUCCACAGGAGUUUCUACUUGAUUUUAUUCAUCAUUACCUUAAAUGAACAGUUUGUCAUUUCUGGUAAAUCCUCUCGUUCUCUGUCUUGUGUGUGUUAAGCCUAGCUUAGCUCAGAGACUGGAAGCAGGAGAGAAAACUGCAAGCCUGGCUCCAUCACAAGUGUAAAAAAAAAUGUUUGAGUUAACAUUUUGUUAUUUAUGUAAAGUUGAUCUUAAAACCAAAACUCACUUUAACAUAUUUUCAUUUGUACAUGUUCUGUCUGAAUCCAGGUAACAAGAGGAUUUUCCAAAAUGUUGGACUGUUGUUUUAAGACACACACACACACACACACACACACACACACACACACACACACACACACACACACACACACACACACACACACACACACACACACACACACACACACACACUGCUGCUCAGCACAAUCUGCUUUCUGAACAUUUUAUUCCUUGCACAUUGUAAUUGAAGCAGUAUUACUGAACUGUAUACUAAAGCUUUUUAUUAAUAUUAUAUGAAUAUAAUUGUUGCUUUGGGACAGACAUGUUUUCCAUCCUGAAGAUGAUUUUGUACUAAACAUGAAGGACCUGAUGAUAUUUGCAACAUGAACUCUGAAAUGACAUAUUUAGUAUUAUCAUUGAGUAUUAUUUUUUAUAUUUUCUUUGUGUUUUGUUUGUCAUGUUCUUCGUACAUUACUGUUGACAAAUGGGAAGCCAGCCACUGUUGGACCUCCCCACUCUUCACCAGUGUUGUUUACGUUACAUGUUGUUGUCUUGUUAAAGGGGAACGCCACUGAAUUAAAGUAAAAAUGAAAUCUC
This is a messenger RNA of Seriola aureovittata, 6327 nucleotides long. RefSeq names its product nischarin (gene nisch). Gene Ontology annotation, molecular function: integrin binding; protein kinase binding; phosphatidylinositol binding. NCBI's taxonomy places the organism in Eukaryota, Metazoa, Chordata, Actinopteri, Carangiformes, Carangidae. Gene Ontology annotation, cellular component: cytoplasm. The transcript has 28 exons. Bases 113 to 4705 code for a protein of 1530 amino acids. The record is from RefSeq and is a predicted model, not a curated record.